CAUCUCCGUACACGAAAUUUCGAGUUGGCGCAACACAGUCGCGGUUCAGGAUCCCUUCCUGCUGACCCACUGGGCACCGAGGAGGCAAGGCUCUCGGUCGGUGUGGACGGGUCGAAAAGCGGACUAGGGUUGUGUCAGUAUGGCAGGGGCAACGUCGAUAACAUCUCUUGAGCCCGCGAAUGACAGUCGUGCCCAAAACAUUGGAGCCCUCGCCCAGCAGUGCACCCCCAGGCCUCGGCCAUCCCUGGGCACCCAGAGGGUCAUCCAGGGCAACGGAACCAACGUGGGCACCGUCAUCUCCUUGCAGUGCCCAGACCACACCAGGCUGAUGGGCAGUAAUGUGGUGUGUGAAAUGAGCCCCAGCAGCCCCCAGUGGGUCGGGGAAACCUAUUGUAGCCCCAUGUCUGCCUACGGGGAGUUUGGUUUCCGCGUUGCCGUGUGGGCAUCCAUCGUGAGCUCCUGCGUCAUUGUGGUGCUGACCAUGGCCUUCAUCAUCUGCUGUCUGCAUGCGCGCUUCAAGACGAAGACGAGGAAGAGAAGCCACCAAAAGAGGGAGACAGAGGAAGAAGAGUGGCUUCGUAGGCAGUGUGAGGGGGGCAGGACUGGUUUCCCUCAUCAUCACAGCAGAAACAACAACAACAACAACAGCCGUCAGAAGGCAGCGGCGAUGCUUUCAGGCGGCCGUGACGGUGCAUUUGUUGACAACAAAGCACCAUUUGGGUCUUGUCUCCUGCAUCCCUACGCCGAUCGUACCGUUCCAUCUUCAACUCCCCUCCCUGGAAUUGGCUACAGACAAUCUCCCUUAACCCGGGACAUGAGACUGGAGCAGGACGAGGCAGGCCCACAUCCAAACUCCCAUUAUCUCCAGCGCAACUCACCUGCAACGAACGGGCCGCCCUGUCCGAUGGGCCGUGGAGAACAGGAGUCAGGUGCCGCGCAGAGCUCAGCAGCUUGCUCGGCCGGUGGCCGUGGUGCUGGCGUGGUGCGACAGCUUGGAGGGCAGGAGCACAGAAUACCGCGAGUGGCCCCACACACCUCCCAGGAGCCCCAAGUUGUGAAACCAAAAAAAGAAUGCUCCAUACGGAUUAUAUCUGUGUGAGCAGGACACAUAUUUGAUAUAAUGAAACAAAACAAACAACCACUAAAUAGUUUUAGUGGUUGAGUAGGUGAUGUUUUUUCUUACGUCAAUGACUGAAGGAAACUAAAAGGCAUAAUUCAGUGAAAACAGUGAGUACCAUUUCGGAGGCUGUGCCUUUGGUGAAAUUGUAUGGAGACACUGCCAUCUGUCUGUGAGAGUGACCCAUUGCACUUUUAAGGAUGCCUUUCUUGUACAUAAUUCUGCAGGCCAUUGUCAUUUGCGCAAGAUUUCAUUUAAAUAAAUACAUUUUAAAUGCAUUACUGUUAUUUUUCAAGGAAGUCAGAUUAACUGCAGUUAGUUAUUGAUCUUACUGCUUUGAAUUCAUUAAUUGGGACUCAGGUAUGAAUGAAGCGGAAAAAGCUAGUCUUAGCGGUAUAAACCCCUUCUGCUCUGGUUAAUCUAUGGGAUAGUCGUCACUAUAAAUAGCAUGUAGGUCUAUUCCCUUUUUUGUUGUUCGGCCAAGAUAACCUCGUUCCCUCCCGGCCAUUCUAAUCUCACUAAGGAUCGCCUGGGACGGGAUGCCCCACGCAAGCGUUAUUGACAGGAUAGAGGUCGAGACAUUCGAUAGAGAGAUAUCCUUUCCAUUGACGUUGGCUUUUUGAAAAAUUUCUUCAAAACUCCAUAUUUAUUCUCCACCUCAUUGGUGUUGUUGUUAGAAUUUUCGUGUUCUUAUUAUUUGUGCUCCUGGGACUGUUUACUGGCGUAAAGAGCUCAUAUGAGGCCGGAAAUUGACUUCAAAUAAGGAACCUGUCAGCCCAGGGCCUAGACAAGACUGGCUUGUGGAUCUAAUGCCAUCCUUUGCAUGGCCGCAGGAUGGCGGCAGCGAGAAGCAGGAGGUUUAGCCGAGCUUUUUAACAUUGAGCGUUUAACGUAAAAGAGGCCAACAAUUCAUAACCGCAUGGCAUGGGAGGUUUUUGGAGGUUUGUUCACAUUUGUUGUUUUAGGUAAACGGUUAAAGGAAUUUAAAGACCUUAUUGGUCUCUCAGGGACAUAUUUUUAAUCGUAGGAGAAGCAGUACUUAUUUUCAGGCAUAUUUUCACCUAAUGUGUCAGUCGCGUUUGUCUUCUGUGCCGCUGUAAUUGUCAUCAUCCUCGGCCAGACAUUGAUGAUUACCGUGAUCCACUUCUCCAGAGGGACGCCCAGUUCCUGUGUGGGCACCAGAGGAUGGACACGGCACUGCUCGACAGAUUGGUUCUGCAGCUCAACAGGAUCCACCCCCAGAUUCUGAACGACCAUGAGGCACAAAGGUUCAGGAACCUAGCGGCGGCCACCAGGGGAAGGCUCUCUGGGUUGCUGGAGCACCUGCAGCAGGAGGGAGAUGAGGCGUGUCUGGGGUUCUACCAAGCCCUCCAGCUCCACGCCGAGGACCUUUAUUGCACUUUACCAAGCAGGGUCAGCCUCCGAGGUCAUUGGGUCAAGACACUGGCUAUGAGCACAGAGACUGUAGAAAUCCUUUGUUUUGUCCCACGUCUCAGAAUGAUGUGGUGGCCCUGGUUCUACCUGAGCUGCUUCUGCCUCACCGUGGGCCUCACAGCGCUCUAUUAUUAUGGAGCCCUGGUCAGCCUGCUGAUAGUUGUAGUGUUCUGCCUCUAG
Messenger RNA from Gadus macrocephalus (Pacific cod), 2731 nucleotides. RefSeq names its product caspase recruitment domain-containing protein 19-like. Bases 2303 to 2731 code for a protein of 142 amino acids. The record is from RefSeq and is a predicted model, not a curated record. The transcript has 8 exons. Gene Ontology annotation, cellular component: mitochondrion. NCBI's taxonomy places the organism in Eukaryota, Metazoa, Chordata, Actinopteri, Gadiformes, Gadidae.